AUGAAGUUUAGUAUCAUGCUCAACCUUCUAUCAAGUCUCUGCGAAAAAACCGUUGGCCGCGUCCUCCCCAUCAACGUGAACCGUUUGCCUAUUUUUGGUGGACGAGCAGUGAUAGGUGACCGAGAGGACGUCGUCUCAUGCCCCACAAACCCCCCUCCAUCAACGACUGAACGAACCGUCUUCAGCACAGAGGGGUGUGUUGUCUAUGGUUACCCCUCCACUGGCGGGGUUCUCAGGAAAGACGCCGACCUUGUCGACAUGCUUUUCCUGUCGCUCCCGCGCCCUCAUGUAUCGCAGCGCUCACCCAGUGCCGAUGAGGAAGACAGGUUUUGUAAUCUCCUGCGACGGACUGGUGCAGGGUGGUGGCCAAGUAGGGAGGAUUGGGUUGAGGUGCAGAUUGGCAUGAGGGAGGCCACAGAGGAAGAAGAAAAGGUGGUAGUGUUUGGUUGGCCGGCGGAUGGAGUGGGUGUAUGGGUUUUGAGAUUUGCGAGUGCUGAACAACUGCCACGCGAUUUUGGGAGGAUGCGUUUGGCAAUCAAUAUGGAGGAGAAGAUACAGCGGAUGAGAGAGUACGGUGCUGUGUUUAUUGAAGAUGUCACGCAGGUAGAGGAACUUCAGGGUACAUUGUAA
Molecule: messenger RNA, 630 nt
Organism: Aspergillus puulaauensis
Lineage: Eukaryota; Fungi; Ascomycota; Eurotiomycetes; Eurotiales; Aspergillaceae
Exons: 1
Coding region: 1-630 (209 amino acids)
Source: RefSeq, a predicted model, not a curated record